Pipra filicauda (Wire-tailed manakin) is the source of this 1490-nucleotide messenger RNA. Its product is annotated as mucin-7-like. The record is from RefSeq and is a predicted model, not a curated record. Bases 251 to 1000 code for a protein of 249 amino acids. The transcript is spliced from 5 exons. Lineage: Eukaryota; Metazoa; Chordata; Aves; Passeriformes; Pipridae.
GCAGGGAGGGGCGUGCCCCCAGCGCCUGGGACCGCCCCCCGCCCCCGGGCGCAGGUGCUGCCCUGAUGUCCCCGACGCGCCCACGGCGCUGCACCUGUUCGGGAGGGGGGACAGUGCCCGCUGGUGCCUCCCCUCCCUGCCCCCGGGAACGAGGAAGCAGCUCCAGCCACCUUCAACCAUCACUCGGCAGCGCAGUUCCCCACUAGCACCAUCCUACGCACUGUGUCCUCAGGUCCACACCUUGCAAGGCAUGGGGGUGCUGGUUUUGGACAUGUCUGGGGGGACAGGAGGGCUGCCCGUGCUGCUGCUGAGCCUUGCUGUGCUGGAUCUUAUGCUGGAGACAACUGCCAUGGGUGUGACAGCAGCCACGUCCCCAUCUCCCCCCACCUCCUCAAUAUCUAUGGAGACCUCUGCACAGCUGCCCACCACUGACUCCACCACUGCAGCCACCCUCUCUCCCUCCAGCCCUGAAACAGAAGCUUCCACCCCAGAGAGGUCCAGCACAUCCCCAGGGACUGGCAGCACCCCAACUCCCACCACGCCUCCUCCCACCACAACAACAGCUACUUCAUCUGAGCCCUUGACAACCCUGGCAAACACCACGGCCAGCCCUGUUAUCAGCACGGAGGUCCCCCUGAGCACCCCCUCUCCCAGCCACCCGGCCAGGACCACAUCCAGGACUACCCCUGGCAUCUUCCCCCCAACUAUGGAGUCGACUCCAGGCAUUGAGUUCUCUUUCCCCACCACGAACUCGACCCAGACCUCAGAGGUUACCCACAGCACCUCUGCAGACCUGCCAAUGCCGCCACCCGUCUGCCCCACUGGCUCAUCCAACACCAGUGCAUCUCGCCUCUUCCUGUCUCUGCGGCUAAGCACCCCCCUGGACCUGGGGAACAGCACAGUGCAGGAGCUGGUGUUGUCCAAGCUCCGUAAGAACCUUCAGACGGCAUUCCCGUGCGCUGGCCUGUCAUUGGAAUGGCGAGGGAAGAGGAGCCCUUGACCACUGCCCCUCGCCCUGCCAGCUCCCACAUGUACUGGCAAGCCAUCUGCUCCUGGCUCCUUACUCCAUGGCAGUGCAGCCCCUUGGGGUAACCUGCACAGCUCCUCUUGAACUUGGGGCUCCCUGUCCUUCCCUGUGCACCCCCAGUGCCCCCCGUGGGCUGCGGUGCCCCUGCCCCUUCCCACAGCCUGUCUGUAAAGCCCAAGACCUCCCACCACCCUGCUCCAGACCUGGCUCCUGUGGUGUGACCCCUUCCAGCGCUGACAGGGGGCUGGAAGGAGAGGAUCCUGCGGGACUGGGCUUUUACAGCUGGGACUGUGCUGGCUCAGCCAUAAAAGCCACCCUGGGGACUGAUGGAUGAGAGGAAGGAGACCUGGAGCCCCCAGUACUGCUGUGCCCAAGGCUCACCUGGGGUAUUGCUGACAGAGGAGCACGCCCAUGCCAACACGGGCCAGGCAGUAAAUAGAAACUCCAUGCUUUCUGUGUUGAA